Messenger RNA from Mya arenaria, 2120 nucleotides. Its product is annotated as negative elongation factor B-like. The record is from RefSeq and is a predicted model, not a curated record. Gene Ontology annotation, biological process: negative regulation of transcription elongation by RNA polymerase II. The transcript has 7 exons. Lineage: Eukaryota; Metazoa; Mollusca; Bivalvia; Myida; Myidae. Gene Ontology annotation, cellular component: nucleus; NELF complex. The coding region runs from base 133 to 1848 and encodes 571 amino acids.
UCUAUCAACUUCCGUUUAUAUUAUUUCGUAAAAUAAAAAAAAAUACGCGACCGUUUUGCUGUCCUUGCUUUGUCAAAUUCAGUGUUGAUGGUUUAAACCUACAUUUUCAACUGCAUUAUUUCUGUAAUAAAGAUGGCAGGACUAGAACCACUUGGAAUCCCCGGGGGAGACAGCCUGCGGGAGGCCCUAACAAAUAGUUCAGACCCAAUAGGUGCUAUAGAAGAAUUUCAACAAGAGAACGGAGUCCUCUUGCCAUCGCUAAAGCCUGCGUUGCCAUUUCUUGACCUGCAUGGGGUUAAAAGACUUGAAUUUCAUCACUCUGUCUUGGAAGAGUUGCGUGAAAAGCUAAUUCAAAAGAUCAAUGACUUGGCUGCAGCGGACGAUCCAGACAAGCUGCAAAAGCUUGAGACUAUGCUGGAAAAGAGCUUCUGUGUGAUCAAAGUUGAUUCACUGAGGCCAGUUGUUAUGUGCAUGCUGAAAAAUCUGCCUAAAAUUAAGGACAGUUAUUUGAAAGAAAUUCUGGGGGACAAAGAUCUGUAUAAAGAGGCAGCUACUGAGGUUAAACGGCAGAUCUGGGAAGAAAACCAGGCACUGUUUGGCGAUGAAGUUUCUCCAUUGCUGUCUCAGUACAUCAGAGAAAAAGAAAACACUUUGUUUAGUCAUGAAAACUCCCAAUCAACAUUCUUUUUAUUAUCGCCAAAGGCAAGGCGACAGGGUGAAGUUAUACAAAAGCUUACAAACAUGGUUGGAAAAAGUGUUAAACUCUAUGACAUGGUCCUGCAGUUUCUGAGAACUCUGUUUUUAAGAACAAGAAAUAUGCACUAUUGCACAUUGAGAGCUGAGCUGUUGAUGUCCCUACACGAUCAGGAAGUUAACGACAUUUGUGCCGUAGACCCUUGUCAUAAAUUUACUUGGUGUGUUGAUGCAUGUAUCCGGGAGAAGUUUGUGGAUUCCAAAAGAGCUAGAGAACUCCAGGGGUUUCUUGACAAUAUCAAGCGUGGCCAGGAAUUUGUUCUCGGGGACCUGUCGAUGAUCCUCUGUGACCCUUACACCUUGAAUACGGUUGCUCUGUCCAUAGUUAGGGCCUUACAACAUUGCAUGAACAAUGACACAUUGCCGAGGGAAAGUGCUGAUAUUGUGCUACUGUUGCGGAUGUUGGGUCUGGGGCUUGGAGCCUGGGAUAUGAUUGACAACCAAGUCUUCAAGGAGCCGAAACUGGAGCCUGUGCUGAUCACAAAGUACCUUCCUACGUUGGCGGGCCUUGUUGUAGAGGACCAGACUCGGCCUGUGUCCGCCCGUCUGCCAGACGACCCACCACCCAUUCCCCAGCCCCCCUCACAGCUCUUCCUGAUCUUCAUAAAGGAGAGUGAGGUCGCAGCUAUGACUGCCCUGUACUACACAAUGCAGGCGGGCAGGCAGCGAGAUCGGUUCGCAUUAUGUCAAAUCCUUCCUUCUCUAGCCAUCUGUCAGGGGGAGCGACACUUUGACGAUACGUUUCUCCACACUUUAGUAUCCUACCUCAUCUCCAUGGCCGACGAUUUCUCAAACGAAGAUUUCUGUUUGGUCGUGUUCGACCACUUCUUCAAGGGUGGUUGGACAAAACACAAUGUGAUGCGUCACAUGUUGCGACUACUACACCACGUGCACCAUAGAUUACCGCACGAGAGACUCGAACAACUGCUCGCUCAGCUCAAACCAAACCAAGGGCACAAUGAAGCCAUUCACCAGGCCUAUGACUCAUUAUCGGAGAAGAUUUCAUCUUACCAGCCAAGCCCUGCCACCCCUACAGAGACAUUUGACGAUCCUCUAAUGAGUGUGCCGGCUCCAACACCUGCCAUGAUCAUGUGAUAAUUUCAAACCUGCCACCCCUUCAAAGAAACAGUGGGCUCUCCUGUCAGGAGUGUGCCGGCUCCAACACCUGCCAUGAUCAUGUGAUUAUUUCAAACCUGCCACCCCUUCAAAGAAACAGUAGACUCUCCUGUCAGGAGUGUGCCAGCUCCAAUGAUAGUCAUGAUCAUAUUAGAAAUUUACACUUGCCACUCGUGAAAAAUAUGUUUUCUAUGACACUCAUGAAUUAAAAAUUUGAUUUUUCACUGAAAUAAACAAAUAUCCUCUAUUUA